AUGCCUUGCACAAUUCUUCUACUGGUCCAGCCCGACGAGCGUCUGGGGAAGCGCACCUACUUCCGUUUCCAGAGCAUCGAAGACUUGGUGGAUCGCGUGUGCGCCAUCUACGAGGGGCUUCUGCAGCGCAAAUACCCCGGAAUGCCUGUCAUACACUACGACAUCGCCGAACUGUUCGACUUCAUGGACGAGCUGAAGGACAUCGUCUGCUUGGUGCAACAGGAGGGCGCCAGCGAGUACGUGCCGCGCAACACGCAGUGGAUCAAGGAGCAGAUAUUUGUAAAACUGAACACCUUGAAAAAGGAACAAGCCAAAAAGGACCGCGAAUACUCAGAAGAAGAUGCAUGA
This is a messenger RNA of Drosophila miranda, 348 nucleotides long. Its product is annotated as enhancer of rudimentary homolog. The record is from RefSeq and is a predicted model, not a curated record. The transcript has a single exon. Bases 1 to 348 code for a protein of 115 amino acids. NCBI's taxonomy places the organism in Eukaryota, Metazoa, Arthropoda, Insecta, Diptera, Drosophilidae.